GCACGAUUGUCACCUCCACAAGCCACUCAACCUCCAACACUGUGACUUCCGGCAGCCCCACAACCCCUACCACAAUCACCCAACAAACAACUGCCUCCACCACAACCUCCAACACCGCAACUUCUACCGACACUGAGACAACCAUCAGCCCCACAACCUCCAAUACCGCGACUUCGGCCAACACUGCGACAACCAUCAGCCCCACAACCUCCAACACCGCGACUUCUGCCAACACCGCGACCUCCACCGGCACCACAACCUCCAACACUGUGACUACCACCAGCCCCACAUCCACCACCACAACCACCGAACCUUCAACUGCCACCAUCGCAACCUACAACACUGCGACUUCUGCCAACACCGUAACAUCCAUCAGCCCCACAACCACCAACACUGUGACCUCUGCCAACACCGCGACCUCAACCAGCCCCACAACCCCUACCACAAACACCCAACCCACAACUGCCACCACCACAACCUCCAGCACCGCGACUUCUGCCGACACUGCGACAACCAUCAGCCCCACAACCUCCAACACUGUGACUUCUGGGAGCCCCACAACCUCUACCACAAUCACACAACCCACAACGGCCUCCACAACCACAUCCAUCACCGCGACUUCUGCCAACACUGCCACCUCCAUCAGCCCCACAACCUCCAACACUGUGACUUCUGGCAGCCCCUCAACCACCACCACAAUCACCCCACCCACAACACCCUCCACCACAACCUCCAACACCGUGACUUCUGCCGACACUGCGACAACCAUCAGCCCCACAACCACCAACACUGUGACCUCAGGCACGACUGUGACCUCCACCAGCCCCACAACCUCCUCCGCAACCACCCAACCCACAACGGCCUCCACCACCACAUCCAUCACCACGACUUCUGCCAACACCGCCACCUCCAUCAGCCCCACAACCUCCAACACUGUGACUUCCGGC
Messenger RNA from Phasianus colchicus (ring-necked pheasant), 947 nucleotides. NCBI's taxonomy places the organism in Eukaryota, Metazoa, Chordata, Aves, Galliformes, Phasianidae. The record is from RefSeq and is a predicted model, not a curated record.